CCAGGCGCACGACAUUCGGACGCUUCACCACCCAUCAACCAUUGCGACGAUGCCAGCCAAGACGACAACGACGACGACGACGAAUGCAGCGGGUAGCGAGCCGCCGGUGUUCCAAUCAGAGACACCCAAUGGCUCUCAGAAGGGUCAGGAGACAGAAGCGCGGACUGGCGAAGAAGAGGACGAGGGAGGAGAUGACAACGAAGAGGAUGCCCCUUCCAGCAGCUCUGCCUCCAAGAAGAAGAAGAAGAACAAAAAGAAGAAGAAAUCCAGCGGACCUGCCUCUUCAUCCUCAUCUCACCCCGUCUCUCAAAUCGACUCCUCCAUCCCUCUCCCGCCCGGCGUUGCGCAGCACUAUUUCGACCCGAUUAAGGGCAAAGGCCUCGUAGCAACCCGAGACUUCGCAGAGGGGGAGGAUGUCUUUAUGGACAGCGCCUUUGUGUCAGCCCCACCGAUGGCGCAAGCCAAGCACGUCGAGUCAGGAGAGCUGUGCAACGACUGUUUCCAACCCAUCGAGCAUGCCAGCCCCACGCUUGUGGUGCGAUGUCGUGCGACAGGCAGCAGCGGCAACUCGAGCUGUGGGGCUACGUGGUGCAACAGGGAAUGCGAGAAUCGAGGGAGAACGAGGCAUCACAAUCUCCUUUGCCGCAACAGCAAUCCUGCUUCGGGGCAGUUCCUUGACUUCUUGACCGGCCACCCAUACCUCAGCCUGCACAGUGUGGCCAGACUGUAUGCGAUGACUUUGCUUUGUCACUCUCAUACUCCCCCGCCUUCACUCACCUCGACCAACAAGGAUGCUCGAGCCACUCUGCAGGAGACUCUCGCCCACACUCGCGCUUUUGCUCAAAUCCACGAAGUGGCCAGGCGCAGACGCAACCCUGGCUGGGAGGUGGAAAAGAAGGCGUGGGAGGCGACGCUCAAGAAGGCGCUAGAGCUACUCAGGAUCGCCAUUGAUCCGUAUGAGCAGGGCAGGCUAGACGGAGGUGGCCAGGGUGGGAUCAGGGGCAAGGGCAAAUGGAUCGUGGAGCCCGGCUUCCCGAGGGAAGUAGCUCAACAAUUGUUUGGCUGGGAUGGCUUCAUGCGUUCGCUCGGGAGGGCCAACCUCAACCUCGAGUCACAAGGCUCCCUCUACGCAAUCCACUCACACCUCAAUCACACCUGCUCCCCAAACCUACAAGCACACCACCCCCCUCACCCGCGCUCGCGCGUUCGUCAAGCAACCAAAGUACUCCUCACUGCCACUCGUCCCAUCAGCCGCGGGGAAGAGCUAACGAUCACCUACCAAGAUCCCUCACAAGCCCUUCGUAGGCGAAACCUCCUCCUCUGGCGCGAACAUAUGUUCGGACCCUGUGGCUGCGAGCGUUGUGAGCGUGAAUUGGCUGCCUUGCCUGAAGACGAGAGGGAGGAGGCGCUACAGUUUGAGAGGGUAGACGAGGAGGACAAGGCCGAAGUGGAGGCAAGGCGACAGCAGGCUGAGCGAUUGACGAGGGAGCAGGAGGGUGGGGAGGGAGGGAAGAAGGGAGGGGGAGAGAAGGACCUGAGUGGGUUGGAGGAGGAAUUGAGGGCUAAGCUUGGCUUCUAGAAAAAGCAGAGCAUUAAAUCGCAUAUGAGCAGUCCUUGGUUUGUGUUGUAGUCCAGUGUUCCAUCAGAGGAUCCGCUCUCAUCUUCCUCCAUCACCGAAUCGCCCCCUCGGGACGUAGCGAUCCCCUUGCUCCGCAUCUGCGGCAUACCUUUUACCCCCUG
Jaminaea rosea is the source of this 1740-nucleotide messenger RNA. RefSeq lists its product as hypothetical. The transcript is spliced from 2 exons. The record is from RefSeq and is a predicted model, not a curated record. The coding region runs from base 50 to 1579 and encodes 509 amino acids. Gene Ontology annotation, molecular function: protein binding. NCBI's taxonomy places the organism in Eukaryota, Fungi, Basidiomycota, Exobasidiomycetes, Microstromatales.